GAGAGAGCGAGAGAGAGAGUACACGAGACAGGAGGCGCUCCCUCUAAUCCUGGCUGCGACGCCAAACAGCAUUGCACCGGCCGCUACGAGAGACUUAAUGGAGGCUCAGGCAGACUCUAGUGCUGCAGAGCCACUUAGAGACCGAGAGUUCCAGAAGCUUCUGAAGUCCUCCAGCUCUGCCAGCCUCACCAGCGAGGCGUCCCACAAUGCCUCAGGAGAGCAUGUCGGCACCCCGGCCCAUUACGGCAGCCAGGUGCUGAUCACAGAGAAACGACAGCCUCUCAGCAGCGUGUCGUCUCUGGAGGUGCACUUCGACCUCCUGGACCUGACGGAGCUCACAGACAUGUCCGACCAGGAGCUCGGGGAGGUGUUCGCCGACUCGGACGAGGAGAGCCAUACUGAGUCCCCAGCCAUUCGCCCCACAGAUCGCCAGCAGCCGCCGUUACCUAGAUUCCCCCACAGCGGGUACGUGCGCUCACCCUCCUGGACCCGCGGGGGAAAAGGGGAUCAGCAGCCGAGAGAUCGAAAGCACCACAGCGACUCCGAGAACACAGAGCCAAUGCUGAAGAUAGAGCGCUCUCAAUCCCAGCAGCCUUGAGCCAGGCCAGCUACAGGGGCUUGGGGAGAGGACUCAGCCCUUGUCUGGAGAGGGGAGGUUCCUGGUCAAGCAAGGAGACGGGGAACCUUAGGGAUCAAAGGACAUGGUGAUCCCACUUAAAGAUAAUGCAAUCCCUUCGUCCAUUAUGGGCAAGAAGACAGCUCCGAUUAGCUGGGAUAAGUGUAGACUCUUCCUCAAGAUGGAACAGACUUUAUCCAAACAGGAUUUUGGGCCGCCUCUUUGGGACCUAGUCACUUUCAGUCUUUCAGAGAACUUGAAGCAAGAUGUAGCAUUAUGGACCACACCAUGAAUCCAAGGAGCGACUGAGGAAUUACACAGUGAUUUGAAUCUUCAAGGAACUGUUUAAGGACCAGAGCAAUGUGUCGAGGCAGCAACUGUGACGAGCCCACAGCGAAGUUCAGGAAAUACCUGUGUGAAGGGACAGAGAGAAGUUACAACAAAAGUGUCCUUCGAGGAGAUUCC
This is a messenger RNA of Rhinichthys klamathensis goyatoka, 1081 nucleotides long. RefSeq names its product dysbindin domain containing 1 (gene dbndd1). Gene Ontology annotation, biological process: negative regulation of protein kinase activity. The record is from RefSeq and is a predicted model, not a curated record. Gene Ontology annotation, cellular component: cytoplasm. Bases 98 to 598 code for a protein of 166 amino acids. NCBI's taxonomy places the organism in Eukaryota, Metazoa, Chordata, Actinopteri, Cypriniformes, Leuciscidae. The transcript has 4 exons.